Serendipita indica DSM 11827 is the source of this 885-nucleotide messenger RNA. The record is from the annotation of a GenBank genome assembly. Lineage: Eukaryota; Fungi; Basidiomycota; Agaricomycetes; Sebacinales; Serendipitaceae.
AUGUCGCUCCCCGUCCCCGUCCCACCUUCCUGGAAGGAUCUCGGAAAGAGUUCCAACGAUCUCUUGGGCAAGGACUAUCCUUUCCAUGCGAUUGGACUCGAAAUCAAGACCAAGACGCCCUCCAACGUCACUUUCCGCGUCGCCGGCACACGCGAUGCAAAGUCGGGCGCCAUUGCAGGCGACCUCGAGGCAAAAUACACCGACAACAAGUAUGGAACCGUCCUCACCAACACAUGGACGACUUCCAACGUCCUCCGCACCCAGCUCGAGGUUGAGAACCAGCUCGCAAAGGGUCUCAAACUCGAGGCCCACUCGAGCUUGAAUCCUGAAAAGGGCAUCAAUAGCGGUCUCUUCAACUUGACUUUCAAGCAACCCGGUUAUCACGCCCGUGCCGCCCUUGACCUCUUCCACGGGUCGAAUAUCACGAGCGACAUUGUCCUUGCUCGCAACGGUGUCCUCGUCGGUGCAGAGACAAACUACAAUGUCAACGACGGAUCGAUCACCCGCUAUGCGACCGCCCUCGGUUACACAGCGCCAGACUAUGCUGUCACCGUCCACGGUCUCAGCAACAUGCGUCUCUUCUCGGCUUCGUACUAUCACCGUGUCAACGCUGACGUCGAGGCGGGCGCAAAGGCCGUCUACAACUCGGCCUCGUCCUCCAACGCCAUGAACCUCGAAGUUGGCACCAAGGUCUAUCUUGACAAGGCUGCAUUUGUCAAGGCUAAGAUUGCCAGCACUGGUGCUCUUGCUCUCUCCUACACCCAGACCCUCCGCCCUGGUGUCAAGGCCGCGUUUGGUGUUGCCAUCGACACCCACAAGCUCCAGGAUCCCACCAUUGGCGGAAGCCCCCACCGCGUCGGUGCCCAGUUCACAUUUGAGAACUAG